AUGAAUGGUGAAGAGGAGACAUGGGAAAAACUAGAUGCAGAAUUUGAUCACUGUGUUGUGGAUAUGAAGCCUCACGUUCUAAAACUACAGCAUAGGUCAGAACGACAAAGAUGUGCACUGUGGAUUAAAAAACUCUGUGAGCCCUCGGGAGCAGGCACAGGAACAGCAGGAAGGAAGAAUCGGAACCUAUAUGCAAAACUUCUGCUGCACAUGCUGAAACGAGGAGUGCUGGAAGGUCCUUUCACCCAUAAACCAGAACCAGGAAUGCUGAAAACUUUACCUUCGUAUAUGUUGAUUUAUUUUGAUGAACCCAAUUCAACAAGAGUUCAGAGUAGCAGCCCAGAGUGCUUACCUGACUGGGUAAUGGGAGAACUGGGAAACGGUGAAACCAAGCAUGAGGAAUGGUGUAAGAUGUUCUCUAAAGAGGAAUCAUCAUCUUUAGCAACAUCACUUACAUAUGGGGAAAGAUUCAAGUACAGUGAGAAGCCAGCAUUAAGAUCACAUUCUAUGAGUCCUCCUCACCAGAAAGAUGAAGAUAACCUAGCUGCACCACUGUCUGAGCAUCAUGAUAAAAAAACCGUUUCUUUGGAUGACAGUGACCUUGAAGCACGUCUCAAUAGUUGGAAUCUUGGGUUAGAAAAUCCAAGAUAUUUGCGAGAAAAACCAAUGCCAGUAUCUUUGAUGACACCCAAACUUGACCUAGGAAAAAGCAGCACUUCUCGUGAUGAACAUGCCCUGUGUCGAAUGCGUGAAAAAGAGCUGGAGAUUAAAAUGAAAAUAGCAGAACGCAAGUUUCACGAAGAGAGACUUAAAUUAGAGCAGAAACAUGAUGCUGAUGUUCAAAAGAUUUUGAAUAGGAAGAAUGACGAAAUAGAGGUGUUGAAGUCCCUCCACAAAACCAAACAAAAUGAAGCUGAGGAGAUGAAUAGAAAACUGGAGAAGAAAGUUCAGACCCUUGUUCGAGAGUCACAAGUCGUCAGAGAAGCAAAAGAGAAGCAGAUUGUGGAGUUAAAGAAGAUGUGUGAGCAGAGCAAUGAUUCUUUGAACAAUGAGUGGGAGAAAAGGCUUCACAACGCUGUGGCCGAGAUGGAGAAGGAGAAGUUUAAUAUUCGGAAGAAGCACGCAGAAGAUAUUCAGGAGCUGCUGGAGGACACCAGUGCUCGCCUCAGCAAGAUGGAGGAAGACUGUCUGAAACAGAAAAAGUCAACUGAUGAGACGGUCAAAGACCUGGAGGCCCGUGUCCAGCAGCUGACUGUUGAAGCUGAAAAUAAUAAUUUACAGCGUCAAAAAUUAUCUCAAGAAAAGGCUGAUGCAGAACAACGUUACCAGGCGGUCUGCUCUGAACUUCAGGAAAUGAAAGCAAGGCACAGCUCACUCCAGAAAGAGAUGGACCACAUUAUACAGGAAUAUGAGAAGAAUAUUCAGCAACUACAAAGUAAAUAUGAUGUCGAUAUGAAUUUUAUAAAGCAGGAACAUGCUCUCUCUGCAGCUAAGGCAUCUGAUACUAUUAAGGAAUUACAGCAGAGUGUGUCUCUAUUAAAACAACAGUUAGAAGAGUCAGAGCAUCAAAGACAGCAACAGCUGAGGGAUCAAGAAUACAAGCUUCAACAGGACAAACUUCACUUGGAACGUGCAUAUGAAAAACAGGUUCAUGGCAUCCGGAAUGAUCUUGAUAAAGAAAGAGGGGAUGCUCAAAAGAAAAUUCGCAAACUGGAGGAAACUUUGAAGGAGAAGGAGGAGCAGCUGACUCGGGUGACAGAGGUACAGAGGCUGCAGGCCCAGCAGGCAGAUGCUGCCCUGGAGGAGUUUAAGCGGCAGGUGGAGCUGAACUCAGAAAAAGUCUAUGCUGAAAUGAAACAGCAGAUGGAAAAGGUUGAAGCAGAUCUAAGCAGAUCAAAAUCACUCCGGGAAAAGCAAUCCAAAGAAUUCUCCUGGCAGCUGGAAGAGCUCAAGCAAAGAUAUGAGCAACAGAUAGUGGAGCUGAAGCUGGAGCAUGAACAGGAGAAGACGCACCUAUUCCAGCAGCACAACGCAGAGAAGGACUGCCUGGUCCGAGACCAUGGACGGGAGAUGGAGAAACGGGAGAAGCAGCUUCGCGCUGCCAUGGCAGAGCACGAGAGUAAGACUCAAGAAUGCAGGAAGCGACACGGCCAGGUUAUCUGUGACAUGGAGAACCAAAUCCACAAGCUGAAGGAAGAGCUGAUUCAGGUCAAUGCUCAGCGGACGCAGCAGCUGCUGGAGCUGAAUGGUCAGUGGGAAGAGCAGAAGCAGAGGACAGCUCGGGACCACGAGGCAGCACUGAAUAAACUGAAAGUGGAGGCGGAGAAGAUGGCAUUAGACCUGAAAAAGAUACACGCGGCAGAAACGGAGAAAGCCUUGGACAAGGCAAGCAGCCGGCUGAAGCAGACUGAGAAGGAGUACGGCCAGAAGCUGGCGAAAUCCUCGCAGAUCAUAGCUGAACUUGAGACAACCAUUUCCUCUCUGACGGAGGAGAGCAGCCGGCAGCAGCUCGCUGCAGAGCAGCGCCUCCAGGAAGUUCUACAGAAGUUUGAAGAUAUGAAGCAGCAGCUGAUUACAGAUAAUGACAGAGCAAUCAAGGCCUUACAGGAUGACGUGGAAGGUUACCGCACCCAGGCGCGGGCCGCAGAGAAGAGGCUGCAGAGCAGGGAACUGGAGUUCCACGAGCAGAUAACCCUUAUACGACAAGAAUAUGAAACCACACUCAAAGGUCUGAUGCCAGCAUCUUUGAGACAGGAACUUGAAGACACCAUUACAUCUUUAAAAUCUCAGGUAAAUAUUCUGCAGAAAAGGCUCUCCCUCAUGGAGGAGGUGAAUGCCCACCACGCCAAGAG
This is a messenger RNA of Merops nubicus (carmine bee-eater), 2852 nucleotides long. It is a transcript of the gene CEP112, whose product is annotated as centrosomal protein 112kDa. The transcript is spliced from 25 exons. The annotation marks the transcript as partial. NCBI's taxonomy places the organism in Eukaryota, Metazoa, Chordata, Aves, Coraciiformes, Meropidae. The record is from RefSeq and is a predicted model, not a curated record.